GGUUCUCCCUGAUUGUACUUUUUUCAUGACUUUUGACUCCUCGAGGACACCGUAGUAAUGUGAUCGGAACUUCCGUAGAAAAAACAGAUUCACUGUUUUGAAAAGUGCUGCCAGUAUGGAGGGAGAUCCUCUCUCAGCCCUGUUUACUCCUGCUUUUGUGGUGGAUGUGGACAAAGUGAAGAGGAAUGCCCAGAGGAUGAUCGAGCUCUGCCAGAAACUGGGAGUCCAGCUUCGUCCACACAUGAAGACCCACAAAACCCUUGAGUGUGCUGACAUUAUGACAGGUGGAUCACAGAGGUGCAUAGUGGUUUCCACCCUGGCAGAGGCCUGUUUCUAUGCUGACCAUGGAUAUGAUGACAUCCUCUAUGCCUACUCUAUUCCCUUUGAUAAGGUAGAGCGUUGUGCAGCCCUGUCAGAGAGACUGGAUCUCUUCCAGAUUUUAUUGGACCAUCCUGAUGCUUUGGAGCAGCUCCGAAAAAGACCCCUGAAAGAUGGUCGGCAGUGGCACGUCUGGCUCAAACUCGACUGUGGCAAUGGGAGAGCUGGCGUCCUGCACUCGGAGCCAGGAGCGCUCAAACUGGCUGAAGCCAUCGCUAAGACGGAAGGCGUGGAACUUACAGGAGUGUACGCCCACUGUGGGAAUACCUAUUACUGCACAGGAGUUGAGCAAAUACAGGCUGUUGCCCAGGAAACCACCAAACUGACUCUGCAGUUCAUGGAAAAACUGAAGGCUGUUGGCAUCACCUGUAAGUCCAGCAUUGGCUCCACCCCUACCUGUAGUCAUCCAGUCAAAGACAUGGCGCAGCUGAGCGAGGUCCACCCAGGAAACUACGUCUUCUAUGAUGUACAGCAGUCUACCAUUGGCUCAUGCUGUCUGGAGGACGUGGCUGUGAGGGUUCUCACAAGAGUCAUCGGUCACUGUCCACACAGGAACCAGCUCCUGAUUGACUGUGGAUGGGCUGGAAUCAGUUUGGACGGAGCUGGAAAACUUCCCACUGGAUACGCUGUGAUUGAGGGGCAUCCAAACCUCAAGUUGUUGUCUAUGACCCAGGAGCAUGGACGAGUGGAGCCCAUCUCAGAACAACUGGACUACAGCAAGUACCCCCUGGGCUCUCUGCUCACACUGAUUCCCUACCACUCAUGUGCAACAGCAGUGAUGCAUCCUGUGUACCAUGUACACUCCAAGGGUCGUCUGGUAGGGAAGUGGACGCCCACUCGCGGGUGGUGAAGAGCUGGACGAUGUUUCCCCCUUCUUGUCUCUUUGGGGCAGAUGAGAUGUAUAGAGACUCAUUCCAAAUUAUUUACACAUUAGAAACACAUACAGCGAUUCCUUCUUUUGUUAGUGAGAUGUGCCAUCUUGAUGGUAAAACAUAUAAUUAAUGAAAAUAUUCUUACUGUGGGCUUCAGAAGUUUCAUACUGUAACAGAAACCCUGUUCCACUAAUAUUAUGUCUUUAAAAUUAAUUUUUGUGUUCUGCACCUGUUUUGUCACUUUUUCACUGCCUACAAGGAGACCUAGCUAGUGAUGACUUCAUAGAAAGUCCUAUCACCUGUGCUUUGUGCUAUCGGCUAUUAAUACCAAUGCUAAUAAAUACAUGCUAAUGAAUGACAUUUUAUAUACAACUGCAAACUUUUGUGAUUUAUUUUUUCUAUCGAAAUAAAAACUUUCUU
Pelmatolapia mariae (spotted tilapia) is the source of this 1670-nucleotide messenger RNA. RefSeq lists its product as uncharacterized. Bases 116 to 1228 code for a protein of 370 amino acids. Gene Ontology annotation, molecular function: D-serine ammonia-lyase activity. Gene Ontology annotation, biological process: D-serine catabolic process. NCBI's taxonomy places the organism in Eukaryota, Metazoa, Chordata, Actinopteri, Cichliformes, Cichlidae. The transcript has 10 exons. The record is from RefSeq and is a predicted model, not a curated record.